This is a messenger RNA of Mesorhabditis belari, 330 nucleotides long. NCBI's taxonomy places the organism in Eukaryota, Metazoa, Nematoda, Chromadorea, Rhabditida, Rhabditidae. The record is from the annotation of a GenBank genome assembly.
AUGCAAUUAGCAGGAGACAAUCGUCGUCCCAACAAAGUGACACGAUUCAAAACAAUCGACCCAAACUCAGCGGCAGCGCUGGCAAGCGAUGAUCCGAUGCCCGAAUACAUGAACGUACUUGGAAUGAUCUUCAGUAUGUGUGGUUUGAUGAUGAGGAUGAAAUGGUGUGCCUGGGCAGCUCUUCUCUGCUCAUGCGUCUCGUUUGCCAAUACUCGGUCAAUCGAUGACACAAAACAAAUUGUUUCCAGUUUCAUGUUGUCCAUUUCGGCGGUUGUGAUGUCUUACUUGCAAAAUCCGGCUCCUAUCGUGCCUCCCUGGGCAUCCUUGCUA